AUGGCAGAGAACACUGUUCAUUUAUUAACACAGGGAGCUGGCUAUGGAGUAUUAGUCGGUGUUGGUGCAGUAUUUGCUGGUGGAAUGAUUUUAACUACAUUCCUAUUACAAAAAUACCUUCAUGAAAAUGCCUAUAGCACGGAAACAUUUUCUGUUGCUAAUCGUUCAGUAGGUACUUUUCUUUCAGCAUCAGCAGUAUACUCAAGCUGGUCGUGGGCUACUGAGUUUUUAUUGGUGACUCUGAUGACUUAUAACUAUGGCAUUCAAGCAGGAUUUUAUUUUGGUGCUGGAUUAGCAGUGCAAAUUGCUGUUAUGAGUGUUCUUGGAAUCCAUGCCAAAAAGAAAAUUCCUACAGCUCAUACUUCAUUAGAAGCAGUGCAGUUAAGAUAUGGUAAGGCAGCACAUCUACUUUAUUUGCUUUUGUCUUUGAUUUGUAAUAUUUGUUCUUGUCUGUCAAUGAUAUUGGCAUGUGCUGCAAACAUUUCCAUAAUUGCUGGAAAUCUCCAUAUUGUUGCAUCUACGAUGUUGAUUCCAUUUGGUGUCUUGUUGUAUACUGUGGUUGGUGGGUUGAAAGCAACUUUCCUUACAGAUUUUAUUCACACUACAAUAUUGCUCAUUGUUUUGUGUUAUAUAAAUACUGCUGUUUUAACAUCAGAACAAGUUGGUGGACUUAACGGAUUGUAUGAUAAGAUCGUCGAAGUGAGCACUACCAAAUACAUCGAAGGAAAUUAUGAUGGAGCAAUUCUCACAGGAAAGUCACAAGGGUCAGUGAUGUUUGGUUUAAUUUUAACUAUUUGCAAUUUUGGAUUGACAGUUAUGGAUUCUUCAUUUUGGCAAAAAACAUUUUCAGCUAGUCCAAGAGCUACUGUUCCUGCUUAUCUUUUAACGGCGUUUCUUAUUUUCUCGAAUGUGUGGCCUAUUGGUGCUAUUAUUGGUGGAGCUCUGCAUUUCCUAGAGAAUGACCCUUCAUUUCCAACGUACCCUCGAAAGAUGACCCAGGAGGAAAUUGACUCGGGGUUUGUUUUGCCUUAUGCAUUAAAAGCAAUUUUGGGUAACGGUGGUCUUGGUGCUUUGCUUUUAAUUUUUUAUUUGGCGGUAACGUCGACUGUCUCUGCUCAGAUGGUCUCGGUAUCUUCCAUUGUUUCAUUCGAUAUCUACAAGAGGUACAUCAAUCCUAGAGCACAAAACAAGUCCAUGAUCAAUGUUUCACACAUAACAUGUGUGGUGUUUGGGUUGGGUAUUGCUGGUUUUAGUGUUAUGUUGCAUUAUGUGGGUGUACACAUGACUUGGUUUGGAUAUUUCACGCCAAUGAUGAUAUGUCCUGGUAUUCUUCCCUUGAUAUUUACAGUUACUUGGAAUAGACAGACAUAUUGGGCAGCAUUUAUUUCUCCUCUUGUUGGGUUCGUAGUAGGUUUGGCUGUAUGGGUUUCUACAGCCUAUCACUUUUACGGUGAGGUCACGAUUAAAUCAACCGGUGGCCAAUUGCCAGCAUUGUAUGGCUCCUUGACUAGUAUGAUGUUACCAGGAGUAUUGAGUAUUAUCAUAUCGCUAGUUAAGCCUGAAAAGUUUGAUUGGGAUAAGUUGAAAACAGCUGAUUUGCUAAUUGGAGAAGAAGAAGAAGAAGGUAGUAGUCCAAAUAUUCAACCUAAGAAUGAAGAAGGUGAUUUGAACAAGGAGAAACAGGCUGGUGUUGAGGUUAAUUUUGAAUCCGUUGAAACAUCAAGUUUGGAACAACAACAACAAAAGCUGUCUUCCCAAUUGACAAAUAAAGAGUUGGAUUUUUGGAUAAAAAUUGCAACUGGUGCAGCAAUAUUUGUAUUACUCAUUACUUGGGUUAUUUGGCCAAUGUCUGUAUAUCGAGAUUGGAUAUUUACUGGGACAUACUUUAAAGGUUAUGUGACUGUUGGAUUGAUUUGGUUGUAUAGCACAUUGAUUGUGAUUGGAUUGGUCCCCUUUUAUACCGGAAGGCAUUCAGCAGCUACAGUUUUCAGAGGUCUUUACAAUGACUAUAUUAAAAGAAAAUAG
Messenger RNA from Candida albicans SC5314, 2025 nucleotides. It is a transcript of the gene DUR7, whose product is annotated as Dur7p. The record is from RefSeq and is a predicted model, not a curated record. The coding region runs from base 1 to 2025 and encodes 674 amino acids. Lineage: Eukaryota; Fungi; Ascomycota; Pichiomycetes; Serinales; Debaryomycetaceae. Gene Ontology annotation, cellular component: plasma membrane. The transcript has a single exon. Gene Ontology annotation, biological process: urea transmembrane transport. Gene Ontology annotation, molecular function: urea transmembrane transporter activity.